AUGGCGGCCCUCAAGGAGCAACUCAAGACGCUAGUGAAGAAUUAUACAGCCUGCGAUGUAUCGGAUGCCCUGCUCAAGCUCCAGAAGGUCCCAGAAGGCGUAGCGCCACGAGCCGGCUUCUUGGCGGAUCUCACCCCCUUCUCCCCGAUACUGGGAAGAAAUGACACCGCACCGAAGAUAGCCGCUCCAGCAACGACUUUCAAGUUCCUCUCGAAGAGUGCCAAUUCCCCUGCAAUCGCAACUGAGAACCCCGAAAAGCAUGGCUUCCCGCCGGGAAAGCAUUGGGUCGACUACGCCGGCAACUUUGCCGCGGCGGACCCGUCCCAGACCGGCUCGAUUAUCGUCAUCGAACAACCCGAGGAUCAGUACUGCGCGGUGACGGGCGGCAUCAUGGCCACUCGAAUGAAGGCCCUCGGAAUCAAGGCUGCGGUGGUCGGCGGGCGCGUACGGGAUCUGCGCGAACUGCAGGCAACAGAGCUUCCGAUCUGGGCGCGCGGGACGUCAACUGUCGGCACAGGAGCCGAAGCAAAGGCCGUGGUCCGGGAUGUGCCCAUCUCACUGGAAGGGGUGACUGUUUCGCCGGGAGAUAUAAUUUUCUGUGAUCCGAUGGAGGGAGUGGUUGCUAUUCCACGCGACCUGCUCGACCCAGUCUUAGAGCUCAUGCCCAAGUUGAUCAACAUGGAUGACCAAGCGAAGGAGGCCGUCACCCAGGGCAUGACCGUCACGGAAGCCUUCAAGAAGUUCCGAACAUAG
Messenger RNA from Penicillium macrosclerotiorum, 753 nucleotides. Its product is annotated as RraA family protein. The record is from RefSeq and is a predicted model, not a curated record. Lineage: Eukaryota; Fungi; Ascomycota; Eurotiomycetes; Eurotiales; Aspergillaceae. Bases 1 to 753 code for a protein of 250 amino acids. The transcript is spliced from 5 exons.